AUGCAGGAAAAUCAGGAUAACCCAUCUCCUUUCGCAAAAAUGGCCAAAUUUCAUCCGAAAUUAACUCCAAAAAUGUGGAAGCGCGACGAAGUGCUUCUGUUGCUAAAAAUCUACGAAUCAACAUUGCUUCAAUCAUUCAAUGCAAUUGAUGACGAAGAACUGUGGAACGUCGUAUCGGAAAAGUUGAGCGAACAUGAAAUACAAGCAUCACCGGCACACUGUAAAAGCAAAUGGAAUUUACUGCACAAGGCAUACCUUGCCAAUCCCAACAGUCAAGGCACUUUCUUUCGGAUGGUGAAACAAAUUGUAGAAGCUCCUCCAAAAAUUGAAAAAUUAGACGACGUAGAAGAAAUGGACGUAAUUAAGGAGGAAAUACUCGAAUCACUCAUCGAAGAAGACCAGGAUUCAUCGGAAACUGUCAUCGAAGAGCCACCAAUAAGCUCCGUAUCGUUUACCAUCGAAAGAGUAACAGAAUCACCGGUGAUUGGGGCAGCGGAUGGGCUUACUGCACUGAUCGAAAGAUUAUGCGCCAAGAUAGAUACGCUUACCGAGAUCCAGCAUCGACAAGAGGCACAAUUAGAGGAGGUUUAUAAGAUCCAAAUGGCGAAUCGUGAUCAUUUAUUGGAAAUAAAGAAGCAUCUAAACAUAGGAUAAGGUAA
Molecule: messenger RNA, 659 nt
Organism: Anopheles maculipalpis
Lineage: Eukaryota; Metazoa; Arthropoda; Insecta; Diptera; Culicidae
Exons: 2
Coding region: 1-654 (217 amino acids)
Source: RefSeq, a predicted model, not a curated record